AUGAACCUUUCGUAUUGCCAAACUCCGGCAUUUUUAUCAAAAAGUCUUCAUCUAUUGUCAUGUAUUUCGAUUCCGAUUCACCUCUUCGGCGUUUAUAUAAUAUUGUGCAAAACGCCGGAGCCCAUGCGAACAGUCAAAUGGAGCAUGUUCAACUUACAUGUCUGGAGUGUUUUACUUGAUCUGUCAAUAAGCCUACUGACUAGUCCAUUUGUAUUAUUUCCCGCGCUCGCUGGUUUUCCUUUGGGUUUUCUAAAAGAGCUUGAUGUCUCCACUGGAGCACAAAUUUAUCUGGUUGUCACAGUUUUUGCAGUUGUCGGUGUCGCUGUCCUUGGAAUUUUCGAAAAUCGAUUUUAUGUAAUGUUUGCAUUGGAUAGCUUCUGGCGAUAUUUUCGGUUUCCAUUUUUCCUAUUCAAUCAUUUUAUCGCAGUUUUAUUCUUCGUUCCUCCAUAUCUAAGCAUUCCAAAUCAAAACAUGGCUCUAGAUCAAAUAUUUCAAGACCUCGCUCCAGAUCUUCCCGAGUGGAUUAAAAUUGGACCAAUUUUUGUGCUAACAACGGAUAUUGCGUACUCCUUUGUUUCAAUCUUAUUAAUCGCAGUAUUCAUAAUUGCUGAAAUACUAUUUUUCAUUUUUCUUAUUUGGCUAAAUAUGCAGUUUUUAACGAAAACGAUGAGCUUAUCAAAAGCGACUUUGCGUUUGCAACGGAAAUUUCUAAACGCAAUUCAUAUUCAGUUGUACACACCACUAGUGGCCUUGAUAAUUCCAUUGCUAUAUUUUGCGUACUCUGUAUAUUUCGACAGUUACAACCAAGCUUACAAUAAUAUUUCCUUCAUUAUAAUAUCCUGUCAUGGCCUCAUAUCCACCUUAAUCAUGCUUUUCAUUCACAAGCCUUAUCGAGAAAUUUGCCGAUCUAUUUUCUGUGGUUUUCGCGGGCACAAGACAAGCCCAGCGGCCCGAUCACGGGGUCUCAGUAUUGCACCUAAUCAACUAUGA
Molecule: messenger RNA, 990 nt
Organism: Caenorhabditis elegans
Lineage: Eukaryota; Metazoa; Nematoda; Chromadorea; Rhabditida; Rhabditidae
Gene: srh-272
Product: Serpentine Receptor, class H
Exons: 4
Coding region: 1-990 (329 amino acids)
Source: RefSeq, marked reviewed